AAUGAAUUCGGAUCGAGUCGUCAGAGCUCGGGUUCCCUUACAUUAUUAUUAUUAUUAGUAAACAAAUAGAAUAAGAUAAUUAUACAAUAUACAUACAAGUCGACUUGACUCACGUAGAAACUUUUGUUACUCGAGUUGACCGAGUAAAAGUAUUCGAGUCGUCUUGUCACAUCACUACUUGUGUUGUCCUUUACUUUCUGACUGUUAAUGUUUCUGUUGUGCUAUAAACAAAAACUGUAGGAAGGAAGAGAAGGUUAUAACCUCUCAUUCGUCAUAGCAAUAUCAUGGUAAACCAUAAAUGUAUAGGUUAUGCAUUCAUCAAUAAAAUAAUCAUUUAAUAGUAACUCAAAUCAUCAUCCUAAUGGAUCCCAGCAAGAAGGUCCAGACAAGUAAAGCCCUAUCUUGGUUGCUGAGGCAUGGAGCUGUACAAGAACGCUUGCAAAUAGGAUCUGAUGGGUUUGUAUCCAUUGAGCAGAUUCUUCAACAUCAACGCUUUAGAGGGAAGUGCACCUUGAUGGACAUAGAAGAUAUUGUGAGAACUGAUAAAAAAAUUAGAUUUACUCUUCAAACUAAUAAAGAAACUGGAAAACUCGAGAUUAGAGCUAAUCAAGGCCAUUCUAUUACUAACCUGGAUGGGCUAGAACUAGAGCCUAUCAGAAGCUCCGCUGAGCUGCCAAACGGUUGGGCGGUUCAUGGAACCUACCACUCUGUUCUACCAAAUAUCAGGUUACAGGGCCUCAGUCGCAUGUCUAGGGUCCACAUCCACCUCUCCCCUCAUGAGCCCGGAGAUCACAGAAUCAUCAGUGGCCUUAGACCCAAUGUCCAGGUCCUGGUCUACGUUGACGUAGACAAAGCUAUUUUAGGUGGCAUCAGUUUCUUCAAAUCUGCAAAUGAUGUAAUAUUAAGUGAAGGCAAUUCUUCAGGAUUAAUUGAACCAAAAUAUUUCUUAAAAAUAAAGGAUAUAAGAACAGGUGAGAACUUACUUUGAAGUUGAUGUGGACCUCGCACUUCUCGGAUAUUGUGAGUAUAGCACAACCUGCUGGGGGAGUAGUAGCAGUGAGGUUGAGCUGGCUGCAGUACGCUAAGGUCGUGAUCGCUAGUGAGAAGCGUACUAGUGUGUCCUUCACAAUCUCAUCAUUGCACUUGACAUAUGCUAUAACAACAUUGUCAUCAUUAUGAUUUACAAAAAUAAUAAAAUGUUUAUGAACAUGUUAA
This is a messenger RNA of Homalodisca vitripennis (glassy-winged sharpshooter), 1215 nucleotides long. Its product is annotated as tRNA 2'-phosphotransferase 1-like. NCBI's taxonomy places the organism in Eukaryota, Metazoa, Arthropoda, Insecta, Hemiptera, Cicadellidae. The record is from RefSeq and is a predicted model, not a curated record. Gene Ontology annotation, biological process: tRNA splicing, via endonucleolytic cleavage and ligation. Gene Ontology annotation, molecular function: tRNA 2'-phosphotransferase activity. The coding region runs from base 362 to 988 and encodes 208 amino acids. The transcript is spliced from 5 exons.